UACGUUUAACAUGGUGUAGUAGCGCCAUCUACCAUAGGCCUUUGCACAGAUUAGUUUAAAGUUUUUUUUUUUUUUUUUUAUAUUGGCAACACUGGUAAGCAUGGUGGGACGCUCCGAUUUUCACGGUCGUCAUUCUGUGUUAUCUCACCGUAGCCUGCGCACACAAACUACAAGCACUACAAGCCAUAUAAUGGGGAAAAGAAAACGAGAAGAAGAAGAAAGAAUUACCAAGAAAAUAAAGAAGUUGGAAAGGAAAUUACAGCGACGGAGACGUGUUAUCUCGUCGGAUGAUGACGAUUCAGAUAUCGAGUUGCAAGUUUUGCCCUCGCUGACACCAUCAAGCUCGCCGGCAGCCACACCGAGAGCAUCCCCAAUCAAUCACGGAGAAGCAGGUUUAGACAUGCCUAGUUUGAUCUCUCCUAUACCAAGAACGCCAUCGCGUGAUCUCGAACCCAAAGAAUCCACUGUGAAGGUGGACCUUCCUUUGGCAGUACCAGGACCCUCUACCGCUCCAGAUAUCGGUUCCACUAACGUCUCAAACCAAGAGGAGGAGACUGAACUGGAUGAUGACAUCUUACAAAUUUUGGGCGAAGCUCCACAGCCAGAUUUAGCAUUGGGGAAAAGCAUUCAUAAAGACAUCGCUUCCCGUUGGCAGGAUAUAUUGCUCAAAGGUUUGCCAAAGGAAGUGAAAGAGUCGAUCUCGAAGAAAUACCUCAUACCGGCUAACUGUCACUUUUUAGUGGCACCCUUAUUGAACCCCGAAGCUAAGGCUGCCGUCCCAGAGGUUCUGGCUAAAAGAGACACAACUAUAAUGCAAAAGCAAAAUCAGAUUGGGGUUGCUUUAGCCGCGCUUUCUCAAGUCUCAGAGAUGAUUUUAAGAAACGAGACUUCAAAACAAGCGCUCCUUCAACCUCUAAGUGACGCUUGCCGCAUUUUAUGCGACAGCCAUAAUGUGGAAACAAAAACUCGGCGCAGCAUACUUAUGAGUUCCAUCAACACAAGUCUACGCGACACGCUCUCUAAUGCAAAUCGCGAUAAAUACUUAUUUGGCGAGGAUUUGGCAGAAAAGUUAAAGGUUGCCAAAACCGUUCAAAAGACGGGUGAAUCCCUUCUUAAGACCAAUCCAGUUGCAUCUUCAAGCAAGACAAUGAACUCUAAAAGUAACCCUAAGAGGAAUUUAAACUUCAGGGGUCCAACUCAAAGAAGACCACCGAACAGAACCAGCGAGUCAUCGCGAGGACGACCUCCAGGACGGCAGACACGCGCGCCGACCUACUCGCGCCCCCCGCCGCCUCCGCCGAAAGCACCUUCGCCGAACACGAGGAAUUACCGUCGAUAAAUACACAGAUCGAGCCACAGCCUUCACCGCAGCUUAACAUUGGUUGCCGCGAGAUUAUCCGGAAAACUUUACUAAAUAAAUUUUUGUCACCACGAUCUGUAGAAAUAAUGCUGUCAUCCUUGUCAAAUAAUACUUACAAACAAUAUGAUGGUUGCAUAAAAGCCUGGAUAAGUUAUUGUUCCAAACAUAAUUAUG
Molecule: messenger RNA, 1534 nt
Organism: Ostrinia furnacalis (Asian corn borer)
Lineage: Eukaryota; Metazoa; Arthropoda; Insecta; Lepidoptera; Crambidae
Exons: 3
Coding region: 101-1339 (412 amino acids)
Source: RefSeq, a predicted model, not a curated record